This is a messenger RNA of Paramecium sonneborni, 1094 nucleotides long. NCBI's taxonomy places the organism in Eukaryota, Ciliophora, Oligohymenophorea, Peniculida, Parameciidae. The record is from the annotation of a GenBank genome assembly.
UUUUAUUUUUAAUUCAGAUGAAAAAUACAGUAAGCAAAUCAAAUAUGGUUUUUAACAAAUCAUUUGGCCAACACAUCCUUAUAAAUUAAUAGAUUUUAUAAAUGAUUGUUGAUAAAGCAGCAAUAAGACCAACAGACGUAGUAUUAGAAAUAGGACCAGGAACAGGUAAUUUAACAGAAUUGCUAUUGUAAAGGGCUAAAUAAGUAAUUUGUGUAGAAAUAGAUCCUCGAAUGAUUAUAGAAUUGACUAAAAGAUUUAAAUAUUCCUAAUACUCAGAUAAAUUUAAAUUAAUAUAAGGCGAUUUUCUAACAGCAGAAUUACCAUUUUUUGAUUUAUGUGUUGCUAAUGUUCCUUAUUAAAUAUCAUCACCUUUAGUUUUUAAAUUAUUAGCUUAAAGACCACUAUGGAGAUGUGCAGUCUUAAUGUUUUAAUAAGAAUUUGCAUUUAGAUUAGUUGCAAAACCUGGAAAUGAAUUAUAUUGUAGAUUAUCUGCAAAUGUUUAAAUGUUAUCUAGAGUAGAUCAUUUAAUGAAAGUUGGAAAAAAUAACUUUAAACCUCCUCCUAAAGUAGAAUCAUCAGUUGUAAGAAUAGAACCAAAAAAUCCUAUUCCUAAUAUUAAUUAUAUUGAAUGGGAUGGUUUAUUAAGAAUUUGUUUUAAUAGAAAGAAUAAAUAAUUAUCUGCCAUUUUCAAAAACAAAUCUGUUCUCAAAACUUUAGAACAUAAUUUUAAUGUCAUAGAAUAAGAAGGUAUCAAAAUUAAUGAUCCUGCAAAAAAUGUUAAAUAAUUAGUUUUAACUAUUAUGGAAGAAGAGAAUGUAUAGGGUAAAGGUAAAGGAAGAAAUGAUAAAAAAGAGAAAAAGGAUAAAUAAAAUUAAUAAAAAGAUAAUGAAUCUGAUUCAGAAGAAGAUGAAGAAGAAGAUAAUUAAUAACCUGAGAAAUAAUAAACUACUUAAAAUCCGUUCAGAUAAAAAAUAAAUGAAAUAUUGAAAUCAUCAGACAUGUUUUAAAAAAGACCAGUCAAAAUGGAUAAUGAUGAUUUUCUUUAAUUGCUUUGUGCAAUGAAUGCUCAAGGAAUUCAUUUUAAAUGAUAGAAC